Mercenaria mercenaria is the source of this 4430-nucleotide messenger RNA. Its product is annotated as RRP12-like protein. The transcript has 34 exons. The record is from RefSeq and is a predicted model, not a curated record. NCBI's taxonomy places the organism in Eukaryota, Metazoa, Mollusca, Bivalvia, Venerida, Veneridae. The coding region runs from base 120 to 4004 and encodes 1294 amino acids.
AGGAGAGACAUCCGAUAGUCAACUUCCGGGGAAAAUUGCACAUGUUUAUAUUUUCAACUUUUUUAGGUUAGAGAAAAGAGAAAAGUCAAUGAUUUUGAGUCGUUAGAACUGAAAAAAUAAUGGGAAGUAAAACCAAAACAAACAGGCUCCCGAAACUACACAAAGGAAAGGCCAAAAGAUGGAAGAAAGGUCAUAGUUCGACAUCUAAUCCAGAAAAGAAGACGUUUAGAGAAGCUGCAAGGAACAGAUUUUUCAAUAAAACUGAUGGGCCUAGUGUGUUGACAGUUGAUGCACUGGCAAAACAUGACAAAUCUCAAGGUGAGAAUGAUGCUGAAUCCAUGGUUACAGAUUCUGACCAGCAGACAAUGGGAACAUUUAAAACGUGGGCAACAAACUGGACAGACUGUACAAAUGCUACAUUCAGUAAAGUUCAUCGUUACUGGUCCUCUAACUCAGCAUUACAUAAAGAGAUACUGGCAGUAUUGGCUGCAGUGACAGAGGUCAUCAAGACUGAAGGUGGUAAAGAGACGGAGACAGAAUAUUUUGCAGCACUGAUGACGGCCUUGGAGAGUGCAGAAGGUGUUGAAUCUCUUACAGCUAUUGUAUAUCUUCUCUCACUUGUCUUAAAGAGAGUUGCUGUUCCUGUUUUGAGAAGCAAGUUUUCCGAGGUGGCCAAGUGUUUACUGGACUUGAUGGGUCAAUAUGCUGAUGAAGAUGCCACUUCUCUACUGAAAUCUUUGAUAACGUCUCUCUCGUUUCUGUUACGUUCACAAGAACGAGCCAUAUGGAACAACUCCUCCACCCAGCAAAUCUACAAAGGUCUUCUGACUUUCAUAACCCACAAGAAACCAAAGAUUCGGCGAACAGCACAGCAGGGUGUAUGUAUUGUGUUGAAGGGAAGCCUGUUUAUGUUGCAGGACGGUGCGCCAACACAUCAUCCAGCAGCUGCCAUGACAGCCAAACACUGCAUACAAAUUAUCGAGGCCACUGGAGGUAUGGGAGAGGCAGUUGAUACAUUACACACGCUAUCUCUUCUGAGACAAAUACUUCCUGUGUGUGCCCAGCAUAGUGUGAAAACAGCAUGUGAAACAGUACUCAAAGUGAUGACUCUAAGUAAUGUGAUGGUAACAGCCAGCAGCAUGCAGGUCUUGCACAGUUUAUUCCAGGCCAAACCUAAACCCGAAAGCUUGCCAGCAGAACUUAACGCACAGAUUAUAACAGCCCUUUAUGACUACCAGCCCUCAGAAAAUGAUGUCCAACCAACAUUGGCAUGGCUAGUUGUUAUGGAAACGGCACACAUUAAUCUUUCCAGUUUGGAUGGGAAGUUGUGCAUGAGUCAUUUACCGAAGCUGUUCUCGGCUGGGAUGGUGUGUAUGUUGUCAGUGAAGCCAGAAAUAACUCAAGCUGCAGCUAAAUCUUUGAAGUCCGUGAUCAGCAGUUGUAUUGCACCGCUGGCUGAGAGUUUAGCACCACAGUUGAACACGGAGGGUGGGAACACAUCCAUACACAAAGUACUGAAGGCGGUGGAAAGUGGACUUGGGUAUCAGUUUCAUGCAUCCUGGGGUCUUGUGUUGCAGCUGUUUGCUGUUCUUUACCAGAGUCUUGGUAAGCAGUGUCCUACAGCAUUUUGCAAGAGUUUGUCAACAAUAGCAGAUCUACGGGACAGUGUAAGAUUCCCAUACAAAGGGGAGCUAGAUCAUGCAGUGGGCUGUGCUGUCAAGUCGAUGGGCCCAAAGUCUGUACUCAGUGCAAUACCUUUACAGAUCACUGGACAAAGUGAUGACCUAGAUUUUCCAAGAAGUUGGUUGUUACCAGUGAUCAGAGACAACGUACAAGAAACAGAGCUUGGGUUCUUCAUCUCCUAUUUCCUCCCUCUAGCAGCUAAACUCAGACAAAGAGCAUUAGAGUUGUCUGACCAGCAGAAUAUUGUUGCAUCAAAGACGUACGAGACGCUACAGUUACAGAUUUGGUCUCUGUUACCAGGGUUUUGUACCAGGCCUACAGAUCUAGCACAGUCAUUCAAAGGUAUAGCAAAGGUGUUAGGUACUGCAAUAAGUGAAAGAGAUGAUCUAAGGAUGGACGUAAUGUCUUCAUUGAGAAAACUUAUCAACCAGAGUAUUAGUAAUGAUGAAGCAAAGACCGAGCUGUCCAGGUUUUCAAAGAAUUUCCUUCCUAUCCUAUUCAACUUGUAUACAACAGAUCCUGUGAGAGACAAAGAUCCUUCCAAACUUGCUGUACUUGAAACUAUCAAAUGUUACCUACAAAUCACUGAUAAACAGUCAGUGGCAACAUAUUGUGAUAAAUGUAGAGAGAGAUUAAAAGAAGAAAACAUCACAGCAUAUAAAAGAUAUGCACUACAUGACUUGCUGAUAGGAUUUUUACCGUAUUUGAGCAAGACGGAACUGUUAUCUAUGUUUCAACUAGCCAUAGAACAUUUGCAGGAUAUAGACAAGUCAGUACAGAAAAAAUGUUACCGUAUACUUGAGGAGAUCUGUUCGGGCAAGUCUGUAGAGAGUAGAGAGUUUGUGAUGGAGAAUCUCACCUCGAUACAAACAUCAUUGUUAUCAUCACUGUCAGCAUCUAGUCCUUCAUCUAAAGCUCCUCGAUUGAGAUGCCUUGUAAACAUAUUCCAGUUACUAGACAAAAGACAAGAUGAUUUCUUACUAGCUGUUGUUCCAGAGGCAAUAUUGUGUACUAAGGAAGUGGCAGAGAGAGCUAGGGCAGCAGCCUAUAAUCUUCUUGUAGAGAUGGGUAAUGCUGCAGUAAGGUGGUCUGAAAACAAUGAUAAUGCCGUGUUGGAAGAGUAUUUUAAGAUGGUUAUGGCUGGGUUUGCUGGUUCUCCACAAAUGAUCAGUGCCACGUUACUUGCUUUAACAAGAAUCAUGUACCAGUUUAAAGGGCAGAUGUCCAGUGAGAUGUUGGAAUCUGUUAUAGACAAUGUAUGUUUGCUGUUGAGAUCCAAGUCCAGAGAGGUUGUACAGAGUGCCCUCGCAUUCCUGAAGGUCACAGUGUCCGUGUUCCCAGUGACCACACUGGCACAGUAUCUUAAAUCUAUUAUGACAAGUUUAACAAGUAUGAAAGAAGAUUGUCACCAUCACUUCAGGUUCAAAGCAAAGGAGGUUUACACUAAACUCAUCAAAAAGUUUGGCUACGAGACUAUUUACAAUAUGGCCACUGACAGUAUUCGUAAACAACUGGUUAAUAUACGUAAAACAUUGGAACGAGCGAAAAAGAAGAAAAGAACUACAGAUGAUGCUAGUGAAAGUGAGGAUGAGCAAGAGCACUUCAAUACACAGCAUGAAAGUAUUGAUGAGCUUCUGAAAGACUCGGAUUCAGAACCUGAAGAGGAGCAGAAAGAUAAAAGGCCCAAACUGAAGGCCAAAAGAUCUUUGAAAGAUGGCAAGGAGACAGGCAAGGCAUGGCUACACGAGGGAGGAGAUGACGACAUUACAGACUUCAUGGAUACAUCUGCUGCCAAGAAAGUUAUGGCCACCAAACCUGUAGAGAAGAAACCAAAGAAGGCGGACUCUGGGUUCAAAACAGCCCCUGACGGUAGACUCAUUAUAACAGAAUCCAGUGAUGAUGAAGGAGGGGACAGCGAAGAUGAAGAUAUAGAUGAGUUGCUUGAGGCAUUAGAGAAAGGACGUGAUACAGGCAAGAUAAAGCAGACAAAGAAGAGAAAAAUAGAAGAUCUUGGUGGAUCAGAUGACGAGACCUCCAGUCCACCUAAAUACAGAGCUGGAGGCAGUGGUAUACACAGACCACUCAACAAACAGGACAAGCCAGACAGAAAACCAGCCCAAUAUGGCAGUGAAUACAAGUCUAAGAAAGGAGGAGGUGACAUGAAGAAAGCUGGCAAACAUGAUCCAUAUGCUUAUGUUCCUCUCGACUUCAGAAGUCUCAAUAAAAGGAAACAAGCUAAGAUGAAGGGACAGUUCAAGAAUUUAGUGAGAGGAGCAAAGAAAGGAGCUGCUAAAGGGAAAAAGUCGAAAAAGAAAUCUUAAAUUGACAGUUGUACUUCGACAUGUAUAUUGUUAAAGUUAAGAAAAUAAAUGUGGUGAUAUACAGGGCAGUUUUGUUCAUGAAGAAGUGGGUCGAGGUUGCCUCUAUAGGAAUCAAAAAUGUAGUAUUUUCUUUCCACAUAAAUCUUUGUUCCUAAGGAAUGACCUUUAGGUCACAUCAUCUAUAAUUUCCUGACACUCGCUGAAUAAUAACUGUUCUGAAUAUUCACCUCCGAUUUCUGCAUACAUUUAUUCUGACUCUUCAACGUUGGAUCAAUUUUUUUGCUUUAAGUUCUGCAAGGAUUCUCCAGUUAAAAGCUUUGUUAUUUGCCCAGGUUUGCAGAUUUGUAGUAUUUUGCCAGCAGUUAUUGUUAAUUAUUUUCUGAUUGAAAUGAAAAUUAUUAUAAUAAAAUUUUAUUUAAAACUGCA